Dictyostelium purpureum is the source of this 816-nucleotide messenger RNA. RefSeq lists its product as uncharacterized. The coding region runs from base 1 to 816 and encodes 271 amino acids. The record is from RefSeq and is a predicted model, not a curated record. The transcript has a single exon. Lineage: Eukaryota; Evosea; Eumycetozoa; Dictyosteliales; Dictyosteliaceae.
AUGGAUAGUAUAAAUUUAAAUAAUUAUAAAUUAAAUUUUAAUAUACAAAAUAGUUAUUAUAAAAUAUUAAAUAAAAAUGAUUUUAAUAUAAAGAUUUCUUUUGAAAAAUCAUAUUCCAAAGAAAUUGACUAUUUUAUAGUAAAAUCAUUAUCAACGGAAUAUAAAAAAGAAGAAUUUCAGGUAGCCCCAAAAAAUGAUUCAUUUUUUGCAAAUGAUAUGUUUACUGAUAAAUCAUUACAUAUCACUAUUAGAGUAGAUAACGAAAUCAUUUUAUAUGGAUCUAUUAUAAUUGGUAUUGAUAAUUAUUGUACCUAUAUUUCAAAAGGAGCUAUUAACUAUCCAGUAACCUCAUUAAAAGGUGAUGUUUUGGAACUAAACAAAAUAAUCAUCGAUCCUAGAAUUAGAAAUAAAGUUGAAAAUAAUAAAGAAAUGGGUAAUAUUAUAUUUGAAUUUUUAAUUUUAUUUCUCUGUUGGUUUUCAAAUGAAAAUAGCUUGGGUUUUAUUUAUUCUACAAUCGAUUACAAUGAUGUAGAGUCAUUUUUAGAAAAAUAUAGUUAUAUUGGGGCCAAAAUCUUUUCAAAAAACAAAUUAAAGUUUUUAAAUAAUUCAUCAUUAGCAAUAAAUGAUAGGAAUGAAGCAAAGGAAAAAUCAAUAUUUUUAACCCCAAUUGCAUUUACAUUCACAAGAAUGUAUUUUAAUUGGAAUCAUUUAAUUAGAGUAAUAUUCAAUAAUGAUAAAGAGUAUUUCAAAUACUACAUUUACAAUAGUUUUAAAAAAUAUUAUAUAUUAAAUAAUAGAAUCAUUUCAAAAUUAUAA